Messenger RNA from Stylophora pistillata, 1678 nucleotides. RefSeq names its product glycine N-methyltransferase. The record is from RefSeq and is a predicted model, not a curated record. Gene Ontology annotation, biological process: regulation of gluconeogenesis; protein homotetramerization; one-carbon metabolic process. Gene Ontology annotation, molecular function: identical protein binding; glycine N-methyltransferase activity; S-adenosyl-L-methionine binding. Lineage: Eukaryota; Metazoa; Cnidaria; Anthozoa; Scleractinia; Pocilloporidae. Gene Ontology annotation, cellular component: cytosol.
UAUCUACAAGUACGAGUUCAUGUUAGGUAGGAGUAACAAACUCACACCUUGCGAAUCUCUCUCAUUAACACUGCGACGUAGAGAAAAGGUUACAGCGAUACAGAACUUGAAGAACACUGAAAUCGCCAUGGUUGAUAGUGUGUACCGUACACGUUCCUUGGGAAUCGGUGUCUCUGGCAUUCCAGAUCAGUACGCCGAUGGUAAAGCCGCGAAAGUUUGGCAGCACUACAUCGGCGGACACAAGAAACGAACAGAAUCCUACCGAGAAUUCUUCUGUAAUCUCUUGAAUGACAACGGUGUCAAACACAUCCUAGAUGUCGCUUGUGGAACAGGAGUGGACUCCAUUAUGCUGCUGGAAAACAAUUUUAGAGUAACAAGCACAGAUGCCAGUGACAAAAUGUUAAAACAGGCGUGGAAGAUACGGUGGCAACGUCGAAAGGAACAAGCCUUUGACAAGUGGGAAAUUGAGGAAGGCAACUGGCUUUCUUUAAAAGAUGCUAACAUUGAUGUCCCUCCACAAGGGUUUGAUGCAGUCAUUUGUCUUGGAAAUUCGUUUGCUCACUUGCCAGAUUUCCAAGGUGACUUAACCAAUCAGAAGUUGGCAAUUCAGAACUUCAAAGACAUGUUAAAGCCUGGUGGAGUCUUGUUUAUCGAUCACCGCAAUUAUGAUGCUAUUCUUGAUACUGGCAAAGCCCCUCAGCGAAAUUUGUACUACAAUAGUGACUGUAUCGAGAGCAUCAAGACAUCAGUCCUCUAUGUGGAUGGCAGAGAGAGCAUGAUAACAUUGGAUUACACUGUUGACCCUUCAAAGGCUUCAGAUGAUUUCACUGAGGAGGGAGAAGAACCAGCAGCAAAAAAGAGGAAAUCAACUGAGGGAGACAUCAGCAAGUUCCGUCUUUCUUACUGCCCUCUACGCCUGAGAACCUUUACUAAUCUCCUGAAAGGCAUAUUUGGUGAAGCUGCAAGGCAUGAAGUUUUUGGUGACUUUGAACCUCUGGGACAAGUUGAAUGCCCAGCAUAUUAUGUCCACAUGAUUUGGAAACAGACCAGUGAAGAUGUGAAUGGUGUGGAAGAACACUGAGCACUAGGCAUUUUUGUCACAUCAAAGAUAACCAAAUUUAAUAGUAGAUCUGAAUUAAUUGUACACUGUAUUUAGUAAUACUGUCCAUGUCCUCUGUCACUCUCUAUCCAGAGGAAGUGUACAGGCACAUGGAAUGUUUUAAAAUUUUUUCUUGUAAAGUGUACACUGCAGUUAAAUGUAUAGUCAUUGCUUCAGUUGUGAAAUUGAUAAGCAGCAUAUGGAUAUGGCAUGGCAAACAAUAGUGUGUGUAAUUUUAGUUUUUUUCCUAAUCCUUGUGUGAAGUGGCUUAGUAUUAUUACUUAGAUAAUUAUGGUUCAAGUUGCUAGUUCUUUUGGCAGGUGUACACGCCUCACUUGGAUUUGUGUAGCCAGUUAAAACACCUCUGUGAUAUUUGUACAUAGUGGGACACAAAGUGACAUAAUUGAUUUUCUCAAAGUAAAAAGUUUUAACAAGUGGUCAUACUGGCCUUACAUCUACAUCAGCCAUAACUUGGUUGGCACACAAACAUUAAACAAAGUAUAUUACAAGGAAAUCUUAUGUUUAUAUUUUUUGAUUUAAUUAUCCUCAAACUUGCUGUAAUAAAAAUGCUGGAAUGUG